This is a messenger RNA of Arabis nemorensis, 663 nucleotides long. NCBI's taxonomy places the organism in Eukaryota, Viridiplantae, Streptophyta, Magnoliopsida, Brassicales, Brassicaceae. The record is from the annotation of a GenBank genome assembly.
AUGGCUUUGGCUUACCAAACCAAUCAUACGGUGCUAGAAGUAGAUACUGGAGAUCAAACGCCACCGUCCUCCUCCGCUCUUCGUCAGUGGUGGUCACGACCAAUAGCGACUUAUCCGGCAUCUAAUGAUCGUGAACCAACAUGUAUGGAGGCUACGGCUCAUAUUACACCCUGUUGCGGCGGCUUAUUCACCGUAAUCGCCGUCUUCUGCAUCUUCUUAUUAGUCGUCGACAAAUCUCUCCCCCACGCCAAAUUCUCCAUCCAAGCCAUCGACGUUUUUCACUCAGACGUCGCCACGUGGCACGUCGAUUUCCUCGUGAAAAAUCCAACCUCGAGAUAUUCGAUAUACUACGACGGCGAUGACGCUUCCGUGAGGCUCGGUCCUCUAAACGCCGCCGUUUUAAACAUCUCUCGAAGACGUGAGUCUAGAGAUGUUACGGUUUUGUCGUUGGUUUUUGUUGGCGAGGAGGGGAAUGGAAACGACGUCGUUUCAGAACCGCUUGACGUCAAACUCAAACUCAGGGGGAAGCACAAGCGUUACGUUGAUUCUGAUGAAGCUGGACACUUUGAUGUACGAUGUCAAAAUCUUACACGAAGCCAUGAGAACAUUCACAAGAUUAUAUGUCAAUCUUGUUUCACGCCUUUGAAUAUGUUGUACCUUUGA